This is a messenger RNA of Dicrocoelium dendriticum, 2622 nucleotides long. Lineage: Eukaryota; Metazoa; Platyhelminthes; Trematoda; Plagiorchiida; Dicrocoeliidae. The record is from the annotation of a GenBank genome assembly.
AUGCCGUUUACUAAGCAGCAGAUCGCUAGAUUCGAGGCUAUCAGGAAGAAGAAUGCCAACCUAGACCAGUGGCACCAGGACCGAAAAAAGACCUUCAAAGAACGACACGAGCAGUACAAGGAACAGAUGGAACAUUCAAAUGUGAUUCUUAGUUACCCUCACUGGGUAAUGAGUGAGCGGUUAAGAAGACAGGACCCAGAACUCUAUGAACGCUGGUACAACGAGAUGCAGUCCACCGGCAUCGAAACACCCGUACCUAAAUCUACCAAGUCUCACGUUGAACACCAUGUUGAAGCCACCAUGCACGUACUAAAGAGAGCUGCUGAACACAACGUCGAUCUGGAUGCGUCACCACCCAAAAAGACGUCCUUUAUGAUCGAUGACUUACUAGACGUUUCUCCACCGUCUCCUCCUCCUCAGCCAUCUACCAGCGGAUGGAAACGCAAGUUAGAACCUGCCCAAAGUAACAUUCCUGAGAAGCGAUCCCAUGACGAGGAGCUUGAAGACAUACUUGCUGAGUUACGCGCACCAGAGAUACCGGAAGAAGUACUCACACAAGUUGCUGAGACCGCCGAAGACGAAGUCUUUAUCAGCGAUAUCAUUCACAAGAUCAAUAGUACCGACAACCUAUGGACGUUCAUCUAUAGGGGUCCUCCACCUACUAUUGUUAGUAACAGUCGUGUUAGUGCAAUCAUAAUACAACACUCAGACCAUUAUCAUGUCGUUUUCCAAGCGCUGCCACAAAACCGAAAUCGUUCAUUACAACGCAUCCUCCAAGUUAUGGGUAUUCCCUCUACCUUUACCUUUGAUGUUCUGGCCACGUUACAACCGGUAGUCGAUUGGUUUCGCUUCGCUCCGUAUCUCGCCCGCACAGGGUAUUCCGUUCAGGUACUAGGCAAGCACUUACAACACUUGGCACAACACAUUGGCCUGACACCCGUAGACCAAAAAGAUUGUGCCACACUGAACCGCGAGUCUCGUAAACAACAACAUUCCAAUGUUAACAGAACUAAGCGCACAAACCUGAUUGACGAACUGAUCGAUGUUCACCGGUGUACGCACCUCAAAGAGUUGAAACGCUGUCUGACUCGUAAACAACGCCUUGCCAUUUACAACGAGUUCGGCAUGCAAUGGGAAGAAUCCGCUAAGAUGUGCAUUGAGGCAUUCAACGAAGAGCUUUUUGAGCGCCAGACACACAUAUCUUUUGAAGAGUAUAUGCGCGAAAACAAUCACAUGUCAGUAUGUGCCCAUCCCAAGACUUUGGACGAUCCAUUUCUGGAUAACCUGCUGGCAGCCAAUAACAUCGACAAAGAUAAGUUUUGUACCGCUGUUCACGAGGUCAUGAAUAAAAAAGUCGACAGACUCAAUACACUGUGCAUAGAGGGGCCCACAACCACAGGCAAGUCACUCGUCCUCAAGAUGAUUUGUCAAAACUAUCACUGUGGGACCGUUCAGAGAUCAGGCGACCACUCACAGUUUUUCCUACAAAACCUGAUCGAUAAGUCUGUGGCCCCCAUGGAAGAACCGCGAAUUACCCUGGCUACUGUUAACGACUUUAAGGAGCUACUUGGAGGAAGCCCAUUCGACAUCCAUGUUAAACAUUCACCUGAUGUGACCUUGAACAGACUGCCUUUCGUGUCGGAUCUCCGGAGUUGCCUAAACCACGGAGUACUCUCUGCGCCUGCUAUUUCUCCUCCUGGUAUGGCAAGUGGUGGGAAGCGAAUCCUUGUCGAUUCGACGAAUGAAGAAGAUGGAUCCGGAGAGACAGGACCUGCCACCGCGAAACGUAUCCGACUAUUACGACCAAGAUACAACACAACGACGAUCACCAUCACCAGAAAGCAGCACAUUACCAUCAACCAGUACAAGCCUGCAGAUACCUCCAGUACCUACGCCAUUACCUGCCUUCCUCUUUCCACCUUUGAAUUCUGGGCUCUGCAGUCAGAUCAACAAUUCGCUGAACCCUUCGACUCCCUACGACAAGCCUUCCCUUUGUGCUCUUUCAAUCAUGCUACACUACGCUUAUCACAUUACAUACCUCUUCAGAAAUCUCUACAAGGCUCUAACGCUGUUGACGUCACAUCCUUUAACAGCGCUCCCUAUAUGUACAUAGCCGAAGAUGAUACCGGCCUCAUCAACACUAUCCCUACCGCUGUUACUGAACAAGCCCUUCUAAAUCAAGACUGCAAAGUAUACUCUGCUACCUAUUGGAACUUUGCCAGUGACCAAGGCCUCCUUGCGUGCAAUAAUGUACAAACACUGUCAGCAAAUGAAGUAUAUGUCAAGAGGUACGACUUUGACCACAACGGUAAAUUCCUCGUUACCACUCCUACUGCUACUCCACGAGGGUUUGUGUACAUGCCUGGGGACUAUUACAACAACACCAGUCCCUACAAGUACCUUCCCUUUUGGAAAAAGUUGGCUACAACCACCAGUGUUCCUACAGAUCCUGCAACCUUGGUUCCAAACUACGUCGCAUUUAGCCCCUAUGCACACUCUCCAGCCCAUCUUCCUCUUCCUUCCCUAUAUCGAACCCGUCUCCGCCUCCGAAGAUAUUGUUCGCAUGAUGGGUCACGUCCUCCUCGAAACACAACUCACCAUGACCCUCAUCGCACCUCCUGA